UCAGAAAAUUCGUGUUUCGAUAGCGUACCAGGUGGAAGGUAACAAUUUAGGUUGUCAAUGGUUGAAAUUUUGUUGACCCAUCUUGAUCGAAUCACCUUCAAAGCUCUCUAGCCCCAGUGCAUUGUUGUUGAAAGAACUUCAGACCAGUUUUUUCAGAUCGUCAGCGAGAACUUCCACUAAGGUCCUCUUUGUCCAGCAGAAGUUAUAAUUUGAAUAUGAAAAUGCAUGCGGCGCAAUCAGCUGAAGAUGGCCUUUUUGAUUGUGAAAAUGGCUCGUAUUAUAGUGAAAAUGAAAAUGUAAAUAAUGGAAUUGCGGAAUAUGGACCUUCUGGGGAAGAUGUUUUCUCAGAAUACUUGUGGAUGGAAAACGAGGAAGAAUUCGAUAAAGAGGUCAUGCAACGUCUCGAGGAGGAAGCCCUUAUGGAACAGUGUAUAGAAGCUAUGCUUGCUGAUGAAACUUCUGAUUCUGUAACUAGUCCAGGAAGGGUUGUUCAAGGGAGAAAUAGCAAUGAAUACACAUUUCCUUUCAGAGCUGCUCUUCCAAGAACAAGCAAUGACAUAUCUAGUAUGAUCAGUAAUUUGAAGCUAGAUUCAGCGGAAGUAGUUAAAGGGAGUAAUCUCAACCCUCUUGCCGCAGAAUUCGUACCAGGAGCUCGCUCUUCGUCCCAGUCUACAUCUUAAUUAUGUUUGUUCUAUUUUCCAUCUUUCCAUUUUUGUACAUAUAACCGAUUUUCACCAACAACUUAUAGCUGUACUUUCCUGCGCAGUGAUACAUAUUUGAAAUGUGCAUAAAAAUGACUGGAAUGUAUUCAAUUUUAAUUAGUUGGAAUUCCUCAAAAGUAUUUUUCCGAAUUUUGUUACAUACCACUACCAAAAAUUUUUCAUUUUCGAAAUAUCAAUUAAAAAACACCUGAAACUCUACUGCAUUGUAUUUUUUUAUUCAAUUUGUAAUAGUUCUGAAACGAAUAAUUUUCUCCUAAUUUUUAAUAAUUCUUCAUUUGUACCGUUUGUUUUUAAAGAAUUCACUUGCUUUUCAAUGACAUUUUUAUGCAUAUUUAUUCAACUAAUAAAUCCUGUCCACAAAUAUUUUUAAAAUAAUUAUGAAAUUUCGAAAUCAACAUUUGAUCUGAACUGCUAAUAAUUAUUUCCAAAAAUAAUUCAUGAUUGGCAGCUUUGUAAGUUAACUAAAUUUAAUUUUAUUUAUUGAGUAAACUGUUGUGUAAUACAAUUAUUGAGCCUCCUAUAUUUUUUAUUAUUAGAAGGAACUGACUUCGUUAGUUAUUUGAUUAUAUACGUGAAUUAAUGAAUCGAAUAUCCACUAAUGAUGAUCUUUUUCUUGAAUAAUUGGAAUUGUGAUAUGUAUUUCCAGAAAUGCUGAUAAUUAUAUUGGGUUAUUUGUAUAUUGAAGAUUUGAAGGGCAGAUUUAUUGAUCUCUUUUACUAACCACUUUUUUUUUUAAAUAAUUUGUACACAGAAAAGUGGAAGGUAUUAUAUAAGAUGCAGAUCAUCACUUCACUUCAGGAGGGGCUAAGUGAAUGUUGAAAAUUGGUCAUCCAGUUAAGAUCUUUAUGUAUUCUAUAUUCCAACAAAUGUAGAUCUCAUGUUUGUAUAAAAUAAUUGCUGCUGUAUUUAAUUUUGCAAUAUUUCCUGGGAAAAUUCUGGUUGGUUCAACAAUAUGAUAUUUUCAAUUUUUUUUUUUUUCUGAAAGUAAUAUAUUUAUAUAUUGUAUACAUACUUAAAGAAAACGGAUUUAUCAGAAUGCUCUCAUAUUUUGAAGCAGUUGCAAUGCAGUAGAUGAGGAAUAAAUCUUGUUUUGUAUAUCUUGAAAGUCAUUAAAAAAUUCGAAUUAUGAAGAUGUGUUGAAUGUAUUUUUUUCAGGUUAGAACUAAAUAAAAGGAUAAAACAGUUCUCGUCACAUUCUAUUCCACUACAAUUUAAAAUUCUAGUGUGAUAAUUCAAGGCUGUGCGAGUUCCCAAAAAAAAAAUAUAUUUAUAUUACUCAUCAUACUAUCUGCAAAAAGGCAAAGCAGCAGGAAGGAUAAAUGGAUGGUUUGAAGGACAUGUGGCAAAUCUUAUUCUGCCGAUUUAAACUUCAGCUGCUUUGUCUCGUUGUGAGUGAAAAAACAAAAUCUGCCGUCUCUCAGUUACUUGGUAACUGCUUAUGAUUUUCACAUAUAUUUUUAGAAUGGAAAACCUGUAUAUUAUUGAGAGAAUUAUUCCAAAUUAUAAAAACUGUUCUUUAAA
Messenger RNA from Coccinella septempunctata (seven-spotted ladybird), 2243 nucleotides. RefSeq names its product polyadenylate-binding protein-interacting protein 2 (gene Paip2). The record is from RefSeq and is a predicted model, not a curated record. Gene Ontology annotation, biological process: negative regulation of translational initiation. The transcript is spliced from 4 exons. Bases 216 to 680 code for a protein of 154 amino acids. Gene Ontology annotation, molecular function: mRNA regulatory element binding translation repressor activity. NCBI's taxonomy places the organism in Eukaryota, Metazoa, Arthropoda, Insecta, Coleoptera, Coccinellidae. Gene Ontology annotation, cellular component: cytoplasm.